Messenger RNA from Sarcophilus harrisii (Tasmanian devil), 6697 nucleotides. RefSeq names its product DALR anticodon binding domain containing 3 (gene DALRD3). NCBI's taxonomy places the organism in Eukaryota, Metazoa, Chordata, Mammalia, Dasyuromorphia, Dasyuridae. The coding region runs from base 3790 to 5694 and encodes 634 amino acids. Gene Ontology annotation, biological process: arginyl-tRNA aminoacylation; tRNA C3-cytosine methylation. The transcript is spliced from 16 exons. Gene Ontology annotation, molecular function: arginine-tRNA ligase activity; ATP binding; tRNA binding. The record is from RefSeq and is a predicted model, not a curated record.
UCAAGACGGAGGAGUUCUCAGAGUGGCCCGCGCACGGAGGGGUCCGGAUCGCGGCGCAUCCGGGGCGGGGCGCGGCGCGGCGCAUCUUCGUAGCCUCCCCCCUCCCGCCUCCUCCACCCCCCACCCCGGCCCCAGCUGGCUGCCCAGACUCACGGAAGGGGAAAGUUGCCCUGCGGCUCCGCUCGGAGCCUCAGCAGGUAAGAGGGGCCCGACCUACCCCGCCCUCGGACCCUAGCCUGUCCCAGGGCUUGAAUGGCCUGUAUAGUCCGCCUAUUCGAGAAGUCGAUCGCCGCGAACCGGAGACACCGCCCCGCACCGAAGCGCGCCCUGCUCCGGAGCCCCUUCCGUGUCAGCCCAUUUCUGGGACAGGUCCCAAGCCCAGUCCCCUGCGUACCCUCCCCAGAACGCGAGCUCGUGAUUGCGCAGCCCCCCCUCCCCUCUUCGGGACAAGCUGACCCUUGUCCCCCCAACCUGCCCCACCCCUUGGAGGAAAGUCUCCGCGGACAGCCCGCAGCUGGCCCCCACGGACUGGGCGGAGGGUUUCCCGGCCAAGCCCAGGGGGCGGGAGGAGGGCCGCGGAGCCCAGGUCCGAGCCUCCGGGCACUGCCAUGUGGUCCUGGCUAAGAGGAACCUGGCGGCUCUGAGCCGCAGGCUACAGAUGCCAGAGCAGAUGGAGAGGAGCUCCCGGUGCCUCGGCUGUUCCGGCGAAAGGCGGCCCCGCCACCCGCAGCGGUAGGAAGUGAGGGGAGAAGGAGGCUGAAGCCCUAACGGGAGGGAAUCUGCGGUGUUGGAAGGGCCGAGGCUGGAGAUGGACGGUGGAGAGGACUGCGGUACACAAAUCACCUCAGUGGGGGCUUCUAGCGUCUUUGUGGACCCUUCCCAGCGCCAACAUCCUGUAAUUCUGGAUAGCCUCAUUUUCCGCUGAAAUGCAAAAGUCUUGUGAAAGUUUCCUUUCCUUCUAAGUAGCCCUACCAGAGUACUGUGCUCCCAGCCCGAGCUAAUAGUUUAGCUUAGAGACCGGGGCCAACUCAGGACAAGGAUCUCCCCCAGGCAGGUCUUGCCAGUGUCCUGAGAGAAGAAGCAGAGUGUGCUCUGGGGAACGGAGGCUAGUGCUUGUUGGGAGCCGGUAGUAAGUUCAGAUUUCCUCUAGGCCUUGAAUUCCACACUCUGAUUUCUGUUUCUUGGCUCCUGCUUUCCCCACAAGCAUUUCCUCUUCUUCUGUUCUUGAUCUCACAUCCUGCUGGGAGCCUGCAGCCCCAAGAGAAUGAGGACCUGAAUCUAGGCAAUCUUGGAUAGACCUCUAGGGUUAGGUUCGCCAGGACACAAGCUGGCCAAGGCCAUCCCCUGAUCCUAUUAGCCCUUGGGCUUGCCUAUAUGUCUGGAUCUUUUUAAGCCUGGGCAGGGAAGAGUUACCAGAAACACUGUCUGGGAAGCUAGAGGUGACAGUCACAUAACAAUUGGGAAUCUGUAAUUAGACCCUCUUUAAAACAUCUGAUCUAGUCAUCCAGCUUCUCUCCUGCUCUUCAGACUGUUUCUCUCCCCCCACCCCACCCCCACUCCAGUCUUGAUUCUGAGUUUCCUCCAGGCCCAAUAAAAUAGGACCCAGUUGAGUCAGAAGAAUGUUCCCUUUUCUAGGCUACCCUGGUAUCCAGAAGCAUGAUAGAGAUUAAAGAAUUAGAACUGGAAGAAAUCUUGAUGCUUACUUUCAACUCAUUCACUAUACAAAUGAGGAAAGUGAAGGCUCAAAGAAAUAGAUGUGCUUUUAGAAGUCAAAUCUCCCGAUUCCAAAUGUAGCUAUAGAAUGCUGCCAUCCAAUGGACGCUCUGGCUUGUAUAGAGAUUUGAGGUCUCCUUUAUAGCCGGUUCUGAAGAGGGGAGGAGAGAAUGACCAUCUAACCCCAGCAUAUCUGACAUUUUGUGAAAUGCUUUUCUCACAACAGCCCCCAAAAUAUAAAUUGUAGUAAGCAUUAUGAUCUCUUUUUACAGAUUAAAUAUUUUGGCUGGAAUUUACCUAGUCAUUCAGCUGCCAUAUAAGUCUAGCAUUGUUUUCUACUACAUAACUGCUAUAUGUCUUGAUAGGAAAGGAAGCACAAAUAAGACUUUUUCAAUGGAAUUUGGGACAAGUUAAAGAAAACUUGAAUGUACUAUGUGUUUUCUGCCUUGCCCCAGGUCUGCCCUAGGCUAAAAAGGAGACGCCUCACUAGGUUCUCAGCUCUGGUGCUGCCAGUGCUACCCCGGGGAGUCUUUAGCUUCAUGGUUGGACACAGAGUCCAAAAACUAGUCUUCCAAACUUCUGUCACCCUUUCCCCUAGAAUCCUGGGCUGCUGGCUCUGACCUCAAGCUCUAGAAUGCCCAAAGGAGCUAAAGGAGGCCUCGCUUUCUUCUCCUCCUCCUACUUCUGACCUCAAUGGAUUCACUUCCUCUCUCUUUGCAGCCCCAGCGUCUAGUUCCUUUCAGAUUGCCAAGUUUCCAAUGUGCUGGUGGGUUCAUUUCCUUCUUGAUUGCCUCUCUUAGGUUCUCCUUCAAGACGAGCAGUGACCAGAACCUGGGAUUCAGUGGUUGGUGUCUCAGUAUGGAAAUAAGCCACUGGUGUCUGGUACUGAGUCUGAUCCUGGCUCCUUACCUAGUGCCCUAUCCUGAGCCUGUCUGCAAAUGAAGAUCUUUGCUUAUCAGUUCCUCACAAGAUCGGGGUGAGGAAAGCCUAUUUGUGAAGACCACAAGUGUUGGGCUGGAUUCAUCGAAGCAACCUUCUUUUGGGCCAAGAGAGUGCCCCAGUCCAGCCUCAAGACCUGUUUGAAAUCCUCCUCAGAGGAGGUUCCCUGGCCUUGUUUGGGAUACUGGGUUAAGGGGGCUUUGUGGGAAGGGCGUCUGGAGCAGCAGCAGCAGCUUCCUUGUGCUGGUAAUAAUCCCCAGGGAGAGAGCUUCUCCCGGCCUAAUCCGGAUUAAGGUUUGAGGCAGCUCGGAUUUCCUGGCUCCCCAGAAGCUGUUCUCACUCUUGGAGGCCCCAGGCCCCAGGGGCAGCCUCCAUCUUCCUUCCCUCUCCUCUCCCUCCCAUCUGUCUCCCCCUCCCCCCAUUGUUUCUGUAGCCACAGGUGACUGCUUUGUUUUCCCCUUGCUUUGGCUCAGUUUCACCAGGUGCCUCUUUAUCUUCCCGGAGUUGGCUCAGCUGGAGUGGGAGCCUGGGGUGUGUGUGACAGCUGAGAACGACUGAAGCCAGUUCCCUCCCAGGCAGAAUUGGCGCCAUUGCUGCAGGGGCAGCACCUAGAGGGAGACUUGUUCCAUCCAGGGGCUGAAAGAGGACAGGGGCCUUUGGCAUUUGGGGCUAGUCUCCUCAUACAGCCAGGGGAGCUUUCUUCUUUCUGCUCAGAGUUAGUCCUCAUUGCCAGGCAGGAAGAGGGAGGCAGGGGCCAGGCCCAUCUGUGCUAUGGAUGGGAGAUCCUUGUUUUUGCCGGCUGUGAUAGGGCCUGACGCACUUCUGCUGGAAGCCAAAGUUGUGGGCCAUGCUUGCUGUCUUGUUGGAUUCCUAACAAUAUAGACUCUGUUACAACUUGGAGUUGUCUGCCACAGGUGCACCUGGCCACCUGCAUUGGACUACCAAGUCAGCUUGUCUGGACCUGAGACGGAGACAGCAUCUCUCUUUCCAUCGCCUUUACCGAGCUCAUGGGUUCUACGAGCCCCCCUAGAAGUCUAGUUGGGCCCUUGGAGGACUCGUAAAUCGCUGCGGUCCUGGCUAGUCCUAAUGACGCCUCUGAGGGGCUGGAUGGACUGGUUUCUAGAAGCGGAUUAAUAAAUGGAUGAGGAGAGGAUGAAGCGGGGUCUGCGCCCAGGCCCUGGGGCUGCAGUUCUCGGAUGGGUGGACCCACUCUCCGCGCAGGGCCCCGAGCUUUCGGCACCCUCUGGGCACGCGCUCGGCAGCCAGGCCCGGCUGCGGGAACCUGGCGGCCACGUGGCCGUCCCCGCGCUCGCUCCGUUUCCGGCCACGCCCGAGACUCCGGCUUCCGCUUCCGCCCUUUACUUUCCGGUCUCCAUGGCGACCGGGCGCUUCGGGGUCGGAGAAACUUUGGGGGCCCUUAACGCGGCCCUGAAGCCCCAGCCGCUCUCUGCCAGCUCCGGCGGUUCCGUGUGGUUCAAGGAGAACAGCGCCCGGAACCUGCGCAGCCGCGACUUCCUGGCGCCCCGCGGCGCUCUGCGGGCCCUGUUCGGGGACGGGCAGGUGCCAAAAGACAUCCUUGAAGGGGUGGCAGCUGUGGAGGGCCCCGGCGUCCCUCCCAUUCAGAAAUGCACGCAGACCCAGGCCGGCUUGGCCCUCCAGCUGGAGAGGCCCACCGUCUUUGAGCAGGUGCUGAGCUCCCUGGAGGGCUACGUGGCGCCCCAGCCCGCCGCCUCCGCCUCGGAGCGAAGCCUGGUCCUGGACUGUGUGUCCCUGCACGGCGCUAAGGGGCCCGACGCCCUGAGCCUGAGCCAGCUGAGAGCCGUCCUGGUGGCCGAUCACCUGGCCCAGGCUCUGCGGACACAAGGGGUGACUGUUUACCAGGUUCCAGCUGUACAGGACCCUGGGCUUAGGGAUUUCCUGAAGCAGCUAAAAGUCAACUGGCCAUCAGCUUCCAAGACAUCCUCAGCCCCAGAAUCCACUGUAGCAUUGAAGGAAGUUCUUAGAGAUCAUGCUGCUGCCCCAAAUGAAGACUUACCUCCCGGAGUGGUGUGCAAAGUAUCCUUGAAAGAGUUUUUGGAGCAGCAGCCAGACCUGGAAGGCUUUGACCCCAACUUGGACAUCUGUUUAGUAACUGAGGAUCAACUGGGAGCCUUGAUGGAGCUCCAAGAGGCUGCCCAGCAGUGCCGUAGUAAUCUCCCUUUGAGUCACAGCAAGGCUGAGUCUUCGGUGGGAGGCCCGGCCUGUUCCGUGGUGCAUGUGGUGAGCUGUGAGGAAGCAUUCCAGCAGCAGAAGGUGGACCUGCUCUGGAGACUGGUGGAUGUCAGUGCCCCUUCCAGGCAGAAGCACCUUGUCUGUGGACCAGUGAAAGUCGUGGGCUCCUCUACCCCACUGAAUGCUCCCCAAUACUACAGGCUCCGGCAAGCCCAGAUGCGGGAGGCCUCCGUGCUGAAGUAUGGAGUUGACUUUGUUCAGGAUGAGACCUGGAAUGAAAUAAUUGGGGCUCUCACUUCUGCUGCAGUCAAGUUUGAAAUGUUAAGUACAGCCCAUCGAAGUCAGAUGGCUUUGGACCUGGAGGACACCAGCAUCUCUACCAAAGGCACCAAGAGUGGAGCUUUUGUCAUGUACAAUUGUGCCCGCCUUGCCACGCUCUUUGAUGGCUACCAGCGGGGUGUGGAGCAAGGUUUGUAUCCUGCUUUUCCUGAUGUGUCUGAGCUGGACUUCUCCUUGCUACGUGAAGAGGGGGAAUGGCUUCUGCUUUUCAAUGGCAUCAUCCCCUUUCCUGAGGUGCUCAGCCAGUCAGCCCAGCUCCAAGUCAAGAGCCCCGGAAUCCGGAUAACGGCCAACACCGAGGCGGUGUGCAAGUUCCUGGUGCAUCUGAGCAUGGACUUUAGCUCCUACUAUAACCGAGUACACAUCCUUGGGGAACCACAACCUCACCUGUUUGGCCAGAUGUUUGCUCGACUACAAUUGAUGCAUGCCGUUCGGGAGGUUUUUCACAGCGCCCUGGCCACCCUGCAUCUUCCCCCACUGAGCCAGAUCUGAGGGAACCGUUCUGUCCUCUUCCAAGGGCCUUCCCAAUGUGCCAUUCACUGCUCACCCCUGGGCACUGGACUCUCCACACCCUGUUUCCAUGGUCUCAGGGCAUUUUUGUAAAGGGGGGCAAGGAGGGUGCUUGGUUGUGGUGACUUGCUGCCUACCUUUCCAUGGUUAAAAUGGUGUAUUUUAGCCAAAAUUAUAUCCCACCAAUAUAGCCUCCAGCAAUCUCUGGGUGGUCCACUCCAUCUGCUGGGCCAUACUCGGGCAGUCACUACUGUUCCCUAAGAUAAUUUAUCAUUUCUCUGACUUACUAACAAGCAAGGAGAAACUCUUCUAGUACUAUCAGGGCCCAGAAAGCCCCAGAAAGCCUUUGGCACAAGUUGGCAGCAAACAUCUCUAUCUAAAAUAAAGUGCUUUUGUUGGUUAUCAGGUGGCGGGCACCUUGGGUUUCUGCUCAGGAAACAAUAGCCAAGUUGGAACUUUUAAAUAACUUCUGAAUCCAUUCUUUCGCCUCCUGCCCCAAUUUCAUCAAGCAAAGGCAUGAGCAUUGCGGGGAGUGGCGAACCCUCCACUUGUGCUGUCGCACAGCACCCACAUUGUUGCCCUUCUGCUACUCGCUGGCAAAGCACAUGCAGUCAGUCAGGCAGUAGCUCAGACCACAAAAAUGCAGUGAGACACAAGUAGUAAUCCAGUUUAAUAAGCAUUUAUUAAAACAUGUGCUCAAGCCAACCUACUGAGUCCUGGGAGUACAAAGUAUGUAGAGACUGGCCAAAGCCAAGCCUGCCUUUGGGAUUUGCCGAUCUAACAAUUCAGAUGCAAUUUUCACUGAAGAGCCCAGAGCCCAUCAGUCACUGCUGCCAAUGGCCGCCCCUAGCGACCUUUGUCAUUUCCCAACUCAACUGUGCCAUCGAUCAAUGCCAACUAAAUGGACACUGCUUGGGGGAGGUGGGAAGGUAGACGCUUACAUCUCCUCCACAUUGGCUCUUCUGGAACAGCAGCAAGCUGAGGC